UGCAGCCACGCACUACUCGUUCGCCGGGUCUUCUCUUAGGGAGGCGCGGUUCAUCUCCAACGAACCUGUUGUUUGCCGUUGAUCACGUGACAACCCCUUUGCCUCCAGCGGUGUGCUUGUCCGUGUUUGAUGUGACGUCACGUGUUUCUUCGCCCGCAGGCUACAGAAACGCUUAAAAGCUGUACACAGCGGGGCAGACCGAACCCAGCCCGUUCACCGUGGAAGCAGGAAGGACACCCGGUGGUUCUUGGACCAAAGCGGCUCUGUCGUAAUCUCGUGUGUGUUUAGAGCAAAGGUCUCGGUGACGCUGGAACAUUUAAGUUGCCGUUAAGCGGAACGGAGAGAAUCGCUGUUGAACCGAAUCUGUAACGUUAGACUGUAGAAGCCGUCCGGUGACAUUAUGAAUUUCUUCCUGGAAACACUAAAAGUCCUCCUGCUGUCUAUCUGGUACAACGUGGAGUCUUUCAUCCACCUGUUUGUCCCCAAGAAGAAGAAGAACAUCGCUGGUGAGGUGGUUCUGAUCACUGGCUCGGGUAGUGGCAUCGGGCGCCUCAUGGCCCAGGAGUUUGCGGCUCUUGGUACAGUACUGGUGCUGUGGGACAUUAACCAGGAGGGAAUGAAGGAGACGGCGAGGCUGGCCAAGAGCAGCGGCGCCACUAGAGUCCACUACUACCUGUGUGACUGCAGUGACAAGAACGAGGUUUAUAGAGUGGCUGACCAGGUGAAACGGGAGGUGGGUGACGUCAGCAUCCUGGUGAACAACGCUGGCAUCGUGACAGGAAAGAAGUUCAUGGAUGCUCCUGAUUCUCUGAUUGAAAAGACUAUGGAGGUCAACAUAAUGGCUCACUUCUGGACCUACAAGGCUUUCCUCCCGGCCAUGAUCGCCAACAACCACGGGCAUCUUGUCAGCAUUGCCAGUUCUGCUGGUCUCAUAGGAGUCAAUGGAUUAGCAGACUACUGUGCCAGUAAGUUUGCAGCAGUAGGUUUUGCAGAAUCCGUGGGUCUGGAGCUGCUGGCAAGUGGAAAGGACGGCGUGAAAACCACCAUCGUGUGCCCAUACUUCAUCAAUACUGGGAUGUUUGAUGGCUGUCAAACCAAGUGGCCAAGACUAAUGCCAAUCCUGAAGCCUGACUAUGUGUCCAAGAAGAUCAUCAACGCUGUGCUCACAGACCAGGUCUUUCUCCUGGUGCCCAAGAGCAUGUACCUUCUGGCCGCUCUGAAGAACAUCCUCCCUAUGAAGCAGGGCAUUCUGUUGGGCCAAUACAUGGGAGCCUUCAACCUGAUGGACAAGUUCAAGGGGCGCUCUAUAAAGCAGGAAUGAGAGAGAAAGCAUCACCUAAAUGUAUUUUAACCAAUGAUCUGUUUUAAUCUAACUGAAUCUUCCUUCCAUUAUACUCUGUGCUGGUGCUGUAUAACUCAGUGGUGGCAAUGAACGGACUGAAAUCUAAUAGUGAAGGCCUCAUUCGGGUCAGCUCACUACUUCAUCACUUGUUUUAGUUUGACAUUUUGUUCAGUUAUAUGUGCUUUGGAUCAAGGACCACUCCUGAUGGAUCAUGAAAUAGUUUGGUUGUUGUUCCUGUAGCCAGUGUUCAUGACUGAGUGAAACAGCAUUACACUAAUCAUCACCAAGCUGUUCCUGCUCUGCUCUACAGUGACAGUGACAACUGUGCUAAAGCUGAAGCUAGCAAUUAAAAAAAGACGUCUGCUGGAUCGAACCCGAGGAUAGCCUCUUCAGGGUUCAUUUCAUCAUUUCAUUGAUGUAUCAUUAACAUUGUUAUGAAUGUUGUAAACAUUGCUAAUACUCAGGUAAAGUGAACCAUAUGUGUCUGAUACGUCUCCCGGUUAAGACUGUGAUGGUCCAGAGCAGACCUGGUCCAGCUUGUAUAAUAAUAAUAAUAAUAAUAAGAAGGAUCAUCAAUAAUAGAAGUAAUGUAGAUGGAUUAAUAGAUCAUGUACUGGUAACACUGAAGCAAGAUGUAUAUACACACACAUACAUACAUUCUAUCCAAGGUUGUGUCAUAGCGCUUGUAUGUUAUAUUAUGUCACUGUUUACCAGCACGAGCAUAUGUCAUAUGUGGAAGUUGGUGUUUUUAUGUUAAUGUGUAAAAGAUAUCCAUUCUAUGAAGGGAUUGCAGUUCAAAGCACCGAUUGCCUUAAUUAUGAUUAUGAAGAAAAAUGGGCCAAAUAAAUGUCAGGAAGCCGGCGGUUAUUCUAACCGUAUAUUGUACAUGUCUUGGUUCUAAAACAUCACUGUCACAAUGUCACUGUUAACUACCUGCAACUGAAAUGUUGAAAAUACAGAUCAUCAGUUUUAA
This is a messenger RNA of Betta splendens (Siamese fighting fish), 2315 nucleotides long. Its product is annotated as epidermal retinol dehydrogenase 2-like. The coding region runs from base 401 to 1321 and encodes 306 amino acids. Gene Ontology annotation, cellular component: lipid droplet. The record is from RefSeq and is a predicted model, not a curated record. The transcript is spliced from 7 exons. Gene Ontology annotation, molecular function: oxidoreductase activity, acting on the CH-OH group of donors, NAD or NADP as acceptor. Lineage: Eukaryota; Metazoa; Chordata; Actinopteri; Anabantiformes; Osphronemidae.